This is a messenger RNA of Gordionus sp. m RMFG-2023, 579 nucleotides long. Its product is annotated as antistasin-like. Gene Ontology annotation, molecular function: serine-type endopeptidase inhibitor activity. The record is from RefSeq and is a predicted model, not a curated record. The transcript has 4 exons. Bases 52 to 477 code for a protein of 141 amino acids. NCBI's taxonomy places the organism in Eukaryota, Metazoa, Nematomorpha, Gordioida, Chordodea, Parachordodidae.
UAAUAAUAAAUUAUAUUAUAAAAAUUAUACACCGCAUUAAUUUUAAAUGAAAUGAAAGCCUACUUUUCUUUUAUUCUCUUCUUGAUAUUUGUGAUUGUUAUAUCGGACUUGUAUUCAGCUAAAAAACAAGAUGAUAUACAAGCCAAAUGCCAAAAUUUAAAAUGUACACUUGAAUGCCCUAAUGGUUAUCAAAAAGAUGGUAUGGGUUGUGACAUUUGUAGUGUAUGUUUAGAAGAAACAAAUAAAUGCCCCGAGUCGUCUAUGUGUUUGAAGUAUUGCAAAGAUGGUUUUAAAAAAGACUCAAGUGACUGUAAUAUCUGUGAAUGCAAUGUUACACCGAAAACUAAAAUGAUAUGCCCAAUUCUGGACACCUGCGGUGUAUAUUGCUCACAUGGAAGACGAAAAGACUCUAAUAAUUGUGAAAUGUGCUCUUGUCAAAGACCUGAAAAGAAGAAAAAGAUAAAGUCUAAAGAAUAGAGACAGAGCUUUUGAUUAAACAAUCCUAUUCAAAUUCAAUUUAGAUUUAAUAAAUAUAUUUUAAUCAAUAAAAAUAGUUAUCCAAAAUCAAAAUUUGUAUUU